AUUUUUUUCGAAAAUCAAGAUCACACCAAAAUUGUAUCGUUGACUAACUAAAUUAAAAUUAUAUUUUCGAGCUAAAUUUAAGUUUCAUAUUAUGGCUAGUGUAAAGCCGUCAAAUGAAAAACCAGGUCCUCGCCUGGUCCCUCGGCCGACCACCGCGAGCGCCGCCCGCGCCGCCCGCAAUGCUCAUCGCAUGCCGGCAGCCACCCCGCGGCAGUCGCCCAUACGACCAGCUGCCGUCACACCUGUCGCUGUGGUAGAAGUUAAGAAAGAAGUGGUAGUAAAUGAUACAGAGAAACAUCAUGAUCAAGAGGCAGCUGAGCUGCAGCAACCACAGCGCCUGAAUAUCGAUGGUGAUCUGCAAAAUGUGUAUUGCACAAAACAAAACGAAUUCCAUCAAUUGAAGAAGGAAUUAGACCUAAAACAACAAUCAGUACUACAAGUAUUCGAUACGUUAAGACGCUUACAAGAGCGUAUGCAGGAAGACGGGAUUCAAGUACGAGAAAGCGUUUCUCAAGAAUUAAUAAUAUUUAAUGUCGGUGAUUGGACCACACAGGAAAUUUCACAGAUGUGCAGAGACGCAGAGGGCUCUGCCGGGGAUCGAGCUCAAAUGUUCAAUAAAGUUAAUCCAAUUGACGAUGCCACGAUAGCAGCACUAGAGACGGAAGCGAGGAAGGUUCCCGAAUAUUUUGCAGAACUGUGCUUCAAAGCGUUCACAGUGCGUCAAGAAGUCAUAGAUUGGAUGAAAGAUCUCGCUGAAAAAAACGAAAUUCCAAGUGAUGUUGUAAAGGAACGCAUAAGUCAGUACAACCUCGAGGGACUCCGUCUGUAUGAGAUUUUGGAGAAAACUAAGACCGAGUCGAAAAAUACAAUGGACUCGUUCACUUCGUUGACCAAACAAUUUUGUCAAGACAGAUCAACCUUGAUAAGGGUAGAAGAAUCACUAGUCCGUGAACUCGCCCGACUAAAACAAGCUCAGGAACCUACUGAAGUUGCGCAUGCGAUUGAGGAAGCUCGUCAAGAGCUAGAAAAAGAGAGAACUGCAAAAUCACAGUUAAAAGAAAAACUAGCGACUACCGAGACGCAGCUGCGGUACGCGCGGACACGAGUCACUCAAAUGGACAAACAGCUGAAGGAAGCAGAAGCUAGCAUAGCCAGUUUGACUGCAACCGUCAAAUCUUUAGAAGAUAAGAGUCGCCAAAAAGAAAUAAGUUUAGAAGCGAGAGCACGAAAGUUAAAAGAAUCGCUUAAGACGGGAGAGGUGACGAGCAGCCAACUAUUACAGCAAAAGAAUGGACUACAAACAGAGUUACACGAAUUAAAAGAAAACCUGAAAAUAAAAGAAAAUCAAUAUAAAUCGCGAAUCGAGGAACUAAAUGAAAAAUUUGAGAAGGCGAUGGCUUCACUUGAACACGAGCAGGAGCUUUUACAGAGAGAAAGAAAUGUAAAAGACAAAUUAGCAGCAGAAUUAAAUAUGAGUCAAAACGUGAUUGAAGAACUUCAAAACAAAAUUUGUGAUCUAGAAAGUAAACAUAACAUAGAUUUACCUACAGAACGAGAAAUGGAUCUGUUUUCUGAACUUAGUGCAGUUAAAGAAACUCUUCGCAUUGCUGAAGACGAGAUCUUAGCUUGUAAAAAUGAGAAAAUACGGUUCUUGGAAAGACUGACAAAGGAAACGGAUUCAGAUGACAAAAUUGGUGCGCAACAAAAACUGGCUGCAGAAUUGAUGAGCAAGGAGGAAAUAAUUAGCAAUAUGCAGAUUCAGAUAAGAGAGUUGAUAAAAAACGUUAAACUAAACGAAAAGAAGGUGGCCCAGUAUGCACAAUACGUGCAUGAAUUACAUAGUCGUGCUGCUGUCAAUUCUCCAGAAUCGCCUGACACAAACGCAUAUCAAGAUAUACAAAAUGAGGUUAUGGAUCUGAAAAUGCAUCUCCUUGAAGUUUCAACCCGAAACGAAGAAUUGUUAGAAAGGCUGACGGAGAAAGAUCAGCUGUUGCAGCAGCAAGAAAAAACAGCACGCGCUCAAGCGAAAGUUAUAAAGGUACUAAAAAAUAAGGAAACUGAGCAGAGUAGCAAGCUGGUAGCUUUGCAACAGGACCUCGAGCGCAGAAUGAAAAUCGUUGAUAAUGUGAACAAGCAGAUUGAAGCUAAAGCCAACGAGAUCGAGGAGUUGUUUUCGACGUUAGAGAGCAAGCAGCAGCUGAUUAACCGGUUGGAGAAGAUUGUGCUAGAGUUGGAGGGGCAACAGCGGCGGUCGCAGGCGCAGCGCACGCGACACGAGGAGAAGAUCGCCGUGCUGGAACACGAACUGGCCGAGGGAGCACGUAGAGAGAGGAAAUUCCUGUUCUUCUGAUGUACUCGUACGUUUACCUAACUAAGCUGUGGAUGCCAAACGAUUUGAAAAUAAUUAUAAAAAGAAAAAAAGAAUACAAAAUAUUA
Messenger RNA from Aricia agestis (brown argus), 2436 nucleotides. Its product is annotated as COP1-interactive protein 1-like. The record is from RefSeq and is a predicted model, not a curated record. NCBI's taxonomy places the organism in Eukaryota, Metazoa, Arthropoda, Insecta, Lepidoptera, Lycaenidae. The transcript is spliced from 18 exons. The coding region runs from base 92 to 2350 and encodes 752 amino acids.